GAGAAACGUGACGAAUUAGAUAGUUUGAUCACUGCGAUAACUACUAAUGGUGCACAUCCAAGCAAAUGUGUCACCAUCCAAAGAACUUUGGAUGGUAGGUUACAAGUAGCAGGACGAAAAGGUUUUCCUCAUGUGAUCUACGCUCGCAUUUGGAGAUGGCCGGAUUUGCACAAAAAUGAACUGAAACAUGUGAAAUACUGUCAGUUUGCUUUUGAUUUGAAAUGCGAUUCCGUAUGCGUGAAUCCCUACCACUAUGAGCGAGUGGUAUCUCCGGGCAUAGACCUAUCCGGCCUGACAUUGCAAUCUGGUGUGGGUGUCGGUCCCGGUGGAAGACUAGUUAAGGACGAAUAUACAGUCGGCGGCGGUGGCACGGCUGCUGCGGCAGCCGCUGCCGCGGUCGGAUCCGCGAUGGACGUGGACGGCGAAAUGAAUCAAACGAUUCAGCAUCAUCCGCCGGCUCAGUCAACCGCCUCGAACAAUGCACAACAAGCUCAGCAAAGCUUUAUUCCAGGUUUACCACCGCCCAACUCAA
Molecule: messenger RNA, 532 nt
Organism: Atta colombica
Lineage: Eukaryota; Metazoa; Arthropoda; Insecta; Hymenoptera; Formicidae
Product: mothers against decapentaplegic homolog 4-like
Exons: 2
Biological process (GO): transforming growth factor beta receptor signaling pathway; SMAD protein signal transduction; BMP signaling pathway
Cellular component (GO): heteromeric SMAD protein complex
Molecular function (GO): RNA polymerase II cis-regulatory region sequence-specific DNA binding; DNA-binding transcription factor activity, RNA polymerase II-specific; I-SMAD binding
Source: RefSeq, a predicted model, not a curated record